AUGAUCAGCAAAAGCAUAAGAAAGUAUUUGGGUCUGCUAAUGCUCAUUCUGUCAGUGUCGUGUGUCUAUCUCUUCGUGCAGCACCAGCAGACACUUACAUCCCAGCAGAAAACACUCAGCUUCAUAGAAAACAUCCACAGCAUACCGAUAUUUUCUGGAGAUGAGCCGUCGAUGCAUUAUGCAGGCCCUGACGCUGAGCCGCAGCCCAUUCUUCAGAGCUCCAGACCUAGCAAAUACUACGAAACAAGCAAGGAUACAGUUGAGACUCUCCACUCUGUUUCCGACAGAAACAAGGAUGUUCUGCAGCAGAUCACAUUUAUACUGGAUGUUCUGAACAUUGGCAGCAACGAUCUGGCAGGGCUGAUCUUAGACUCGGUAAACAGAAAUGCCGGCUGCCGCUUCCAUAUUGAAAAUCUCAAGGGAUUCUUUGUGUUCAAGAUCAAGAUCGACACUAAGUUCUACAUCUUGAAGCAGCUGGCUGGCAGCAGAGACUACAACAUCAACGACCUGCUGAUAACCAACUUUGAUUCCCCAUACAUAGCCAACAUAAUCAGUGCAUUCCGCAGAGACUCAUACAGCGGUGAAUCAGUUGGAAACACCUGGUAUGUCUCGGAGUACCUGGAUGUGCCAAUAUUUGGCGACUGUGUCAUGAACGGCGGCAUCGCUGUGCUCAGAACGAUAGCCCAUGACUUGCUCGAGGCCCUAGAGUGUGUCCACAGUAAGAGAUACGUGCACCAGGACCUGUUUGCACGAAAUGUGGCGGGAAAGACGGAGCCAAACAAUGAGGUUGUGUUCAAGCUGUUCGACUUUGGAGUGGCAGAGAGGAUAGAAGACGAAAAGGGGUUCGUAAGU
Molecule: messenger RNA, 852 nt
Organism: Vittaforma corneae ATCC 50505
Lineage: Eukaryota; Fungi; Microsporidia; Nosematidae
Exons: 1
Biological process (GO): protein phosphorylation
Molecular function (GO): protein kinase activity; ATP binding
Source: RefSeq, a predicted model, not a curated record